Rasamsonia emersonii CBS 393.64 is the source of this 1023-nucleotide messenger RNA. RefSeq lists its product as uncharacterized. Gene Ontology annotation, cellular component: mitochondrion. The coding region runs from base 1 to 1023 and encodes 340 amino acids. The transcript is spliced from 2 exons. Gene Ontology annotation, molecular function: GTP binding; GTPase activity. The record is from RefSeq and is a predicted model, not a curated record. Lineage: Eukaryota; Fungi; Ascomycota; Eurotiomycetes; Eurotiales; Trichocomaceae.
AUGGCCGCCAAAUUCAUCCCGCGCCAGAGCUUCCCGCACUAUGGAUCGGUGCCGCGGUCGUACUUCCUGGGCCAUCACCGGGCCGGCCUGGAGAAGAUGAAGAAGAUGCUGUCGUCGAUCGACUACGUCAUCGAAUGCCGCGAUUUCCGCGCGCCCGUCACCUCCAUCAAUCCCAUGUUCGAGGAGGCUCUGGGCGACAAGUCGCGUCUGAUCGUCUACACCAAGCGAGAUCUCGGAGCCGAGUCUGACGCAGAGGCAAGAAGGAAUAAGAAACUGAUGCGCCGCCUUGACGAAAAGAGCACCGUCUUUUUCACCACCUCCACCAUGGCGCAAUCCACGGCCCCGAUCAUCAGACACUUGAAGACAGAUGCCUACGGCCCGGACAAGCUCGUCGCAUGCCGGGUGCUGGUCGUCGGCAUGCCGAACGUGGGCAAAUCCACCUUGAUCAACGCCCUCCGCAACGAGGGCGUCAAGAAGGCCAAGGCCGUCCAAACGGGCGGCCAGCCCGGCGUCACGCGGAAGAUCGGCACUCCGAUCAAGAUCGUCGAGAGAGAGCACGGCUCCGACGUCUACGUGCUUGACACCCCGGGCGUCUUUGUCCCCUACGUGCCCGACGCGGAGCGGAUGCUGAAAUUGGCGCUCUGCGGCUGCGUCAAGGAUUCAGUCAUCCCCCCGACCAUCCUGGCGGACUACCUCCUCUACCACAUCAACCUGCACGACCCGCGCGUCUACUCGCGCUGGUCCGAACCGACCAACGACAUCAUGCCUCUCCUCGACAGUUUUGCGCGUCAGUCGGGCUACCUCGCCAAGGGGGGUGUUCCCAACACGGACCUCGCCGCCCUGAGUCUCGUUCAGAAAUGGAGAGCCGGCGGCCUGGGCAGGUUCAUCCUCGACGACAUCCAAGCAGAACUCCAGCGACGGAAAGAGGCGGUUGAAGAGGCGGGUCAAAUCAGCAUGGCGCAGUUGCUCAAGGCCGAGAAAGCGGCCAGACAUGAAAAGCAGAGGAGAAAAGAGGCUUCCUGA